AUGUCUUAUCCAUAUUCUUCUUAUUUCAAUGAGCAAACUCCACCUUCAUAUUAUCAUUUUUCUCCUCACACAAUCUCGAAAGGUUUGGGAAGCCUUGGGAAGCCUUGGGAAGCCUUGGAAAGCCUUGGGAAUCCUUGGGAAGCCUUGGGAAGCCUUCAAAAGCUUCUUGAAGCCUUCAGAAGCCUCUGGAGAAGCCUAAGAAGCCCUAAUUUUUCCAGAAUCUACAAAAGCAAGCGCACCUCCAGCUCCUUCUUCACUCACAAAUCAAGAAAAUUCAACACCACCAAUUUGUCCACCAAAUUCUUGUGUUUCAAAUAAUGAAAACAGUUAUCCGGAAUACGAAAUUGGAAAAAAGGAGAAAAAAGAGAAACGGGGAUUUUUCAAGAAACUAUUUGGGAAAAAUAAAUCGGAUAAGAAUUGA
Messenger RNA from Caenorhabditis angaria, 421 nucleotides. The record is from the annotation of a GenBank genome assembly. NCBI's taxonomy places the organism in Eukaryota, Metazoa, Nematoda, Chromadorea, Rhabditida, Rhabditidae.